Molecule: messenger RNA, 1865 nt
Organism: Pungitius pungitius (ninespine stickleback)
Lineage: Eukaryota; Metazoa; Chordata; Actinopteri; Perciformes; Gasterosteidae
Product: alpha-2Db adrenergic receptor-like
Exons: 3
Coding region: 213-1700 (495 amino acids)
Biological process (GO): platelet activation; adenylate cyclase-activating adrenergic receptor signaling pathway; regulation of vasoconstriction
Cellular component (GO): plasma membrane
Molecular function (GO): alpha2-adrenergic receptor activity; epinephrine binding
Source: RefSeq, a predicted model, not a curated record
UUUUCCUUUCAUCUCUCCUCUCUAACCCCCCUCCCUCUCUCCUCCUCCUCCUCCUCCUCUCUUGUGUUCUCCAGUGGAGAGUCGGUGAACAUCAUCAGCAGCAGUGUCACUCGGCGCAGCAACGACACGCAUGAAAAUGAUGUGUCUGCAGUGAACGCACUGGAGUCCAAACUAAACAAUGGGGAUAUCAUAGCGGCAGACAUUUAACCAGGAUGGACUUAACGGAUGCAUUCACCGCCAUGGCCACGGCGCCGGCCACUUCACCGCCAAACUCUUCUCUGGAGAGCGUCAACCAGACCUCCUCUUCCUCGCCGAGGUCUCCUCCUCUGCCUCCUCACUCGCCGGCGGCGUCGGUGCUCAUCGUGCUGGUGGUCACGGUCAUCAUCCUGGGCACCGUGGUGGGGAACGUGCUGGUCGUGGUGGCGGUUUUCACCAGCCGGGCCCUGAGGCCGCCUCAAAACCUCUUCCUGGUGUCUCUGGCUUCGGCGGACAUACUGGUGGCGACGCUGGUCAUCCCCUUCUCGCUGGCCAACGAGGUCAUGGGCUACUGGUUCUUCGGCUCCAUCUGGUGCUCCUUCUACCUGGCCCUGGACGUCCUCUUCUGCACCUCCUCCAUCGUCCACCUGUGCGCCAUCAGCCUGGACCGCUACUGGUCCGUCACCAAGGCCGUCAGCUACAACCGCAAGCGGACGCCCAAGCGGAUCAAGUCGAUGAUCAGCGUGGUGUGGCUCAUAUCCAUCGUCAUCUCCUCCCCGCCGCUCCUCAUGGCGCAGAAGGAGGAGGACCCGGCGCCGGGGGAGAGCGCCGCCGGCGGCCGGCGGCAGGAGUGUCUCCUCAACAACCAGACGUGGUACAUCCUCUCCUCCUGCCUCGUGUCCUUCUUCGCGCCGUGCGUCAUCAUGAUCCUCGUGUACUGCAAGAUCUACCGCGUCGCAAAGCAGCGGGCCUCCACCGUCUUCGUGGCGAAGAACGCGGUGGAGCGCCAGCCCUCGCAGUCCGAGACCUGCUUCGAGGGCAACGGCGGAACCAGCCGAAGGGAAGGGUCCGGCUUCGGCGGCGCGUCUCAGUACGCGCCGGAGAGCCCGCGGCCCCCCAACCGACGCGGCUCCUCCAACGUGGAGAGCAGCAGCAGCAGGAGAGACGAGCUGGACGACAUCGACCUGGAGGAGCGCGUCUGCGAGGCCGAGGCGAAGGCGUCCGCCUCGUUUCCCUCGGCGCUCCGCUUCCCCAGGAGGGCCGGCGGGAGCCCGAGGACGACGGCGGAGGAGGAGGAGGAGGCGGAGAGAGCGUCCAGCAGGUUGAAGCCUCCCCCCCACCUUCCCCCGGCCUGCGCCACCAUAUCGUGGGCGUCGUCCGAGAACUGCUCGCGCCACCUCCUCCUCCCGUCCCCGGUGGCGCUGCGCAGCCGCAGGACGACCCUGUCCAAGAACAAAGUGGCGCAGAUGAGGGAGAAGCGCUUCACGUUUGUCCUGGCGGUGGUGAUGGGCGGUUUUGUGGUCUGCUGGUUCCCGUUCUUCUUCACCUACAGUCUCCACGCGCUCUGCAGAGACAGCUGCACCAUCCCCGACACGCUCUUCAACCUGUUCUUCUGGAUCGGUUACUGCAACAGCUGCCUGAACCCCAUCAUAUACACCGUCUUCAACCGAGACUUCAGGAGGGCCUUCAAGAAGAUUCUAUUCCAGACUCAUAAGGGCACAUAAUGUCAGCGUGUGUGUGUGUGUGUGUGUGUGUGGGAGAGUGAGUGUGUGUGCGUGAGUGGCAUCGCACAGAAACCGGCACCCAGUCAAACACAAAUGUGUGCGCACGCAGUUUUAAUCCUGUUUUCCACUGUGCUGUCAUACCGACAUUAAAGGGCUUGCCACAUA